AUUCCUUUCAUAAUUUUUCUCUCUCCUCCUAAAAGUUCAACCUUCACUUUCUCUUCCUCUUUCUCUUUCUACUCCUUCUUCUCACUGCUCACACUUCUCACCUUGCUUCAUUGCAAAUCCCUCUUCCCUCUCCAUGCCCUUUUUUUUCUUCAAUAUAAAUGUGUAUUAGGUGGUAGAUGAUGAUGAUGAAACUUCAAAAUCAGUUAAACGGUGUAGAGGGUUUAGAACAAAGAAGGAGAGAAAGUAUGGUGGGUCCCAGAUCAAAUGGAAUUCGUCCAAGGCAAGCUUUUUCCGCCAUUAAUGGCCGCCGUGAAUCUUUUCCGGCCAGUGCACCACCAAGUGCACCUGGUAGCAAUGCAGGUUCUGAUGUUGGUGGAUUUGAUUUUACUAAAGAAGAUGUUGAGAUGUUGUUGUCUGAGAGGAUGAAAACCAAGAAUAAGUUUAAUUAUAAGGAGAGGUGUGAACAAAUGAUGGAUUACAUAAGAAGACUUCGGCUUUGUAUUAGAUGGUUUCAAGAGGUUGAAGGAGGAUAUCUCAUAGAGCAAGAAAAUCUCCGUCAAUUGCUGCUAGAAGCCGAGAUAAAGUGCUCGGAGAUAGAGAUGUUGAUGCAAAACAAGGAGGAAGAAUUGAACUCCAUUAUCAUGGAGUUGAGAAAGAACUACAACUUGUUGCAAGAUAAAUGUGCAAAAGAAGAAUCCGAUAAGUUGGCUGUAAUGGAUGACUUGUCAAGAGAGAAAGAGGCCAGGAUAGCUGCAGAGAAGUUACAAUCUUCUUUAUCGGAUGACCUUGAAAAAGCCCGUCAAGAGCAGCAGACAUCCAGUCAAAAGAUAGCUUCACUUAACGACAUGUACAAGAGAUUACAAGAAUACAACACGAGUUUGCAGCAGUACAACAGCAAACUUCAAACAGAACUUUCUACAGCUAAUGAGACCUUAAAACGGGUUGAGAGUGAAAAAGCGGCUGUGGCCGAAAACCUCAGCAGCUUGAAGGGACAAUGCUCUUCGUUGCAGGAUCAAUUGACGUCAUCAAGGGCAUCUCAAGAAGAGGCUGUCAAGCAAAAGGAGGGAUUAAUUAAUGAAGUGGGAUGUCUUAGGACAGAGCUACAGCAGGCUAGAGAUGAUCGUGAUCGUCAGUUGUCACAAGUUCACACUUUGACAGAUGAAGUAGCCAAAUACAAAGAUUUCACGGGAAAAUCUGUGUCCGAGCUGGGUUGCCUUACAGUGAAGUCUAACGAAUUAGAGGCCAAGUGUUCUACACAGAAUGAGCUAGUUAAAACCUUACAAGAUCAGUUGGCAGCAGCGCACAAAAAGUUGCAGAUGAGCGAUUUAUCUGCAAUGGAGACAAGAAAACACUUUGAAGAGCAAAACAUGACUAUUUGUGACUUGCGAAAUCGUUUGGCGGAUGCAGAAGUGAAACUUGUUGAGGGAGAAAAAUUGCGCAAAAAGUUGCACAAUACCAUAUUGGAACUCAAGGGAAAUAUCCGUGUUUUCUGCAGAGUACGACCAUUAUUACCUGAUGAAGGCUCUACAACAGAUAGUAAAGUCAUCGCUUUUCCUACAUCCAUGGAAGCCAUGGGACGGGGAGUUGAUUUAUUGCAAAAUGGCCAGAAGCAUUCCUUUAUGUUUGACAAAGUAUUUAUACCGGAUGCUUCUCAAGAAGAUGUAUUUGUGGAGAUAUCACAGCUUGUUCAGAGUGCACUUGAUGGCUAUAAGGUCUGCAUUUUUGCCUAUGGUCAAACUGGAUCAGGUAAAACAUUUACAAUGAUGGGCAGUCCUGGAAACCCUGAGAAGAAGGGAUUGAUUCCUCGCUCAUUAGAGCAGAUCUUCGAGACAAGGCAGUCUCUCAAAGCGCAAGGUUGGAAAUAUGACCUGCAGGUGUCUAUGUUGGAAAUCUACAAUGAGACCAUCCGCGAUUUAUUAUCUACUAGUAAUGGUGCUGCUGGAAAGCAGUACACUAUCAAACACGAUGCCAAUGGCAAUACCCACGUCUCUGAUCUUACCAUAGUCGAUGUUCGGAGUUCUAAAGAGGUCGCAUAUUUGUUGGAUAAGGCCGCUCAAAGCAGAUCCGUGGGUAAGACCCUAAUGAAUGAGCAAUCAUCACGCAGUCAUUUUGUGUUCACUUUACGUAUAUCUGGUGUUAAUGAGAGUACCGAGCAACAGGUACAAGGUGUGCUUAACCUGAUUGAUCUUGCUGGAAGUGAGCGUCUUUCAAAGAGCGGGUCUACCGGUGAUCGAUUGAAAGAAACUCAGGCCAUCAAUAAGAGCUUAUCCUCCCUUAGUGACGUUAUAUUUGCUUUGGCGAAAAGGGAAGACCAUGUACCAUUUAGAAACUCCAAGCUGACAUAUCUCCUACAUCCUUGCCUUGGUGGGGACUCCAAGACCUUGAUGUUUGUUAACAUCUCCCCUGAAACCUCCUCAUUGGGCGAGUCAUUAUGUUCGCUCCGAUUUGCGGCCAGGGUUAAUGCUUGUGAGAUUGGUAUCCCUCGGCGCCAGACUAACAUGCGAUCCUAUGAAUCUCGUAUAAGCUACGGCUAAGUCUUUUAUCGGAAGAUGAGCUUUAUACCUGUGUAUUUUAUAUCUUUGAUUGGCUAAUCAUCACGACUUCAGCAGAAAAUAAAGACUAAAGAACAAGGAACGAAGAACAACGAGAAAGAAUGACCGAUUGAUACGUCUAACUUAGGUAAGGAAUGAUUUUGUAUAGUUUCGUGUUUCCCACGACUUGGGUUUGGCUUUUCCCAGUUGAGCUAUCCACAUUGUUGUAUUAAUGAUCUAUGCAUACACAAAACAUUACACUGAGGUUGAUAUUUUUUAAACUUUUAUCCUCAUUGUAUUUAUAAUUCUAAUUCUUUUGUGAAUCUAUCUUGUAUUUCUUUCUGAGUUGCAACAAGAUUGUGUUAGAGCAAGAUCGUUCCGUUUUACCCCAUCUUGAAGCUACAGGGUAGGCUGAUGGAAGAGCAUGGUCAGUUGAGAAUUGAACUCAGUACGUAGGACAACAAAGUGGUACUUGUUUCAAUUGAGACACGAUUUGAUUCUCUAAAUCAAUAAUGAAAUGUACUUGUAACCUAUAGAAUUUACAUAAUACAUCAUUUUGAGUUUGCAAAUCUCAUGGAGCAUAAUGCAUCCUAAGGUAAAGGUUUUGCUCGAACUGAUCUAUUAAUAUAGUAUUAGAAGCCAACAUAAAGUCUUGGAUUAAAAUCACCUUGCUUAAUACACCAUAGUAGUUUCAAUUUGAAGGCUGUUAUUUGUAAAAACAACUUUGAGGCUG
Messenger RNA from Amaranthus tricolor (Joseph's coat), 3264 nucleotides. RefSeq names its product kinesin-like protein KIN-14N. The transcript has 17 exons. Gene Ontology annotation, molecular function: microtubule motor activity; microtubule binding; ATP binding. Gene Ontology annotation, biological process: microtubule-based movement. NCBI's taxonomy places the organism in Eukaryota, Viridiplantae, Streptophyta, Magnoliopsida, Caryophyllales, Amaranthaceae. Bases 177 to 2534 code for a protein of 785 amino acids. The record is from RefSeq and is a predicted model, not a curated record.